AUGGGCGGCUUCGACUUCUCCAACCACAACCGCAAUGCGGCCCUCCACGCCCAGGGUGUGCCAUUGCCCAAGGCGACAAGCACAGGAACCACCAUUGUCGGCUGCCUGUUCGACGGCGGCGUGGUCAUUGCAGCAGAUACCCGAGCCACGAGCGGUCCUAUAGUAGCAGACAAGAACUGCGAGAAGCUCCACUACAUCUCCCCUCACAUCUGGUGCGCCGGUGCCGGAACCGCUGCAGACACUGAAUUCACAACCGCCAUCAUCUCCUCGAACCUCGAACUCCAUGCCCUCUCCACCGGCCGCAAGCCCCGCGUUGUCACCUGCAUGACUAUGCUCAAGCAGCACUUGUUCCGCCACCAAGGCCACAUUGGCGCAUACCUCGUCGUUGCCGGCGUCGACCCUACUGGCGCACAUCUCUUCACCGUGCACGCCCACGGCUCCACCGACAAGCUGCCAUACGUAACCAUGGGUUCCGGAUCGCUCGCUGCCAUGUCGGUAUUCGAGACGCAGUGGCAGUCAAACCUGUCGCGGGACGACGCUAUCAAGCUGUGUGCGAACGCGAUUGAGGCGGGUAUUUGGAACGACUUGGGCUCGGGAAGCAACGUCGAUGUGGCCGUCAUCACGAAUGAGAAGACGACGCUGUUGAGGAACUACCUCACCCCCAACACGAGGCAACCGAAGCAGCGCAACUACAGGUUCCCCAAGGGUACCACCGCGGUGCUGAACGAGAAGAUCAUCACCAAGGAGGAGAUUAGCAAGUAUGUCACCGUGUCUGAGCUCAAGGACGAGAAUGUCACGGCGACUGCGGAGACGAUGGACUUGGACACGUAG
This is a messenger RNA of Parastagonospora nodorum SN15, 831 nucleotides long. RefSeq lists its product as hypothetical. The transcript has 2 exons. Gene Ontology annotation, molecular function: threonine-type endopeptidase activity. Bases 1 to 831 code for a protein of 276 amino acids. The record is from RefSeq and is a predicted model, not a curated record. NCBI's taxonomy places the organism in Eukaryota, Fungi, Ascomycota, Dothideomycetes, Pleosporales, Phaeosphaeriaceae. Gene Ontology annotation, cellular component: proteasome core complex.